Molecule: messenger RNA, 1479 nt
Organism: Emericellopsis atlantica
Lineage: Eukaryota; Fungi; Ascomycota; Sordariomycetes; Hypocreales; Bionectriaceae
Product: putative amino acid transporter
Exons: 2
Coding region: 1-1479 (492 amino acids)
Biological process (GO): amino acid transmembrane transport
Cellular component (GO): vacuolar membrane
Molecular function (GO): amino acid transmembrane transporter activity
Source: RefSeq, a predicted model, not a curated record
AUGUCGCCCAACCAAAACUACCCCGAGACAACGGGUCAGGAUGUCUCCCACGUCGUGUCCGACCCCGUGGCCCCCUCCCACUCCAAGAAGCACGGAGGCGAAAUCAAGCAUGAUGACAGCGGCAGCGACACCAUCGGCACAACGGUCGUCCUCGGCGCCAACGGCCCCAUGUCGAGGCUGGCUCUCACCACAGACGAGGAGAAGCAAAAGGCCGAGGAAGGCCACGCCAAAUUUCACCGCCUGGGGUGGAAGCGUCUCACCAUCAUCCUCAUCGUCGAGGCCAUCGCGCUCGGCAGCUUGAGUCUGCCGUCGGCGUUCGCCACCCUGGGCAUGGUGGCCGGUGUCAUCCUGUGCGUCGGCCUCGGUCUGGUCGCCAUCUACACCUCGCACAUUGUCGGCCAGGUCAAGCUCAAGUUCCCCGAGGUUUCGCACUACGCAGACGCUGGUCGCCUGCUGUUCGGACGCGCUGGCUACGAGAUUGUCGGUGCCAUGUUUGUCCUGCAACUCACCUUUCUCGUGGGCUCCCACUGCUUGACGGGCACCAUCGCCUUCCAGACCAUCUCUGGUGGUGGCACAUGCGCCGUGGUUUGGGGCGUUGUCUCGGCUAUCAUUCUGCUGAUUCUGGCCAUCCCCCCUACCUUCACUGAGCUCGCUUGGCUGGGAUACAUUGACUUCGGUUCCAUUGUUGUCGCCAUUGGGAUCACCAUGAUCGCCACCGGAAUUCAGGCCACCGAUCAGCCUGGUGGUAUGGCUGCCGUGCCGUGGUCCGCCUGGCCCAAGGAGGGCUGCACCCUGGUCGAUGCUGUCAUCGCAGUCACCAACAUUGUGUUUGCCUACAGUUUCGCCAUUACCCAGAUGAGCAUGAUGGCUGAGAUGCACACUCCUACGGACUACGUCAAGUCCAUCUGGGCUCUGGGUAUCACCGAGAUCAUCAUCUACACCCUCACCGGCGCCAUCGUCUACUCGUUCGUCGGCGUCGGCGUCGAGUCCCCCGCCCUGUCGUCCGCCGGCACCCUGGUCGCCAAGUUCGCCUACGGAUUCGGCCUCCCCGUCAUCUUCAUCUCGGGCUCGAUCAACACCACCGUCGUCGGACGCUACAUUCACGGCCGCGUGUACGCGAACUCCGUGACCCGGUACAUCAACACCCCCAAGGGCUGGAUCUCGUGGUUGAUCCUGAUCACCGUCAUCACCGUGAUUGCCUUUAUCAUCGCCGAAGUCAUCCCCUUCUUCAACGACCUUCUAUCGCUCUCCUCGGCGCUCUUCAUCACCGGGUUCACCUUUUACUUCCCCGCGUUGAUGUGGUUCAUGCUCCUUAAGGAGGGCCCCUGGCACCAGGGCGCCAACCUCUACAAGAGCAUCAUCAACGCCGCCGUCUUCGUCGUGGGCGUUGCCAUCCUCAUCGGCGGCACCUACUCGAGUAUCUGGGAUAUUGUACGUCACCCUCUCCUAACGCAUUGCGUCUUGCAGCACCUCAGCUAA